AAAAGCCACAUCCGUUUUGUUUCGUUGCGAGAAGGAAUAGUGGAAUUCUGUCUUUCAGUUGAUGGUCUCUUGUGUGUCUCCGUGAGGAAGAUUCCACGUGUUUAGCAAUGGGGCAUUCUAAUAUUUGGUAUUCCCACCCCCGAAAAUAUGGGCAAGGAUCAAGAUCAUGCCGAGCUUGUGCCAAUGGCCACGGACUGAUCAGAAAGUAUGGUCUAAACCUCUGCAGGCAGUGCUUCAGGGAGUACGCCUCAGAGAUUGGAUUCAAGAAGCUGGACUGAAGAAGUGUCACAGUGAAGAGGUUUUCUGUGUACUGCAAUCAACAACAGCAACCUUACAAAUGUAUCUAUUACAUUAAACUUUAAUUUUUUAUUUUAAAA
Homalodisca vitripennis (glassy-winged sharpshooter) is the source of this 377-nucleotide messenger RNA. Its product is annotated as 40S ribosomal protein S29-like. NCBI's taxonomy places the organism in Eukaryota, Metazoa, Arthropoda, Insecta, Hemiptera, Cicadellidae. Gene Ontology annotation, biological process: translation. Gene Ontology annotation, molecular function: zinc ion binding; structural constituent of ribosome. Gene Ontology annotation, cellular component: ribosome; cytosolic small ribosomal subunit. The record is from RefSeq and is a predicted model, not a curated record.